AUGUCGUGCAUCGUCUCGAUGGGGGUGACGAUAUUGAUACGGAGAUUGCUUCCUCUGGUGGCCGUGAUUCCUCUGAGGAACCCCGCCGCUCUGCCUCUCGGAGCGGUGGCAGCCGUGGUGCUCGUCGUGCAGCUCGCGCUCGGCCUUCCUCCCACGGCAAUGCUGGCCCUGCCCCUGAGCCCUCUCGCCGUGCUCGCCGUGCUGGCCGCGCUCGUGGCGCUGGCGGGGACGUCCCUAUGUCUCCUGGUGUUGCAGCCUCGCAUCGGGGCCCCGACCCUGCGGCUCUGGGAGCAUCUCGCGGUGGCUGCAGAGCUCGAGAUGGCCGCUACCUUCCCGUCGCAGGAGGCGCGACCCGACCCGAACGCCACCCCGCAGGGCCCUGCUGCUAGGCUUUUCGACCCCUGGGCCGCGGCGGCGGGCGCGGGCGCCACCCCGCGGGCUCAGGCUGCUGCUGGUGGUGCUGCUGAUUGUGGCGAAGAGGAGGAGCAUGCUGCCUUCACUCGGGCCUUCUACCAUGCCGACAUCUCCGCACGGUUCAUGCAGCUGCGCAAUGAGUUCGACAAUAUCGUUACUACGGCCAUCACCAAUUCUGUACAGCAGUCAAACGCUCCCAUCGUUGCCACGCUCGCCACUCUUCAGAAGCAGCUUUCCUCGCAGCACACCUCCAUUGAUCAGCAGGUCAUGGCAUCUGUGCGUCCGCAGUUUGAUACCACGCAGCGCCAGUUUCAGGAGCAGCAUGACGCUUUAUCCCGUCGCGUCGACUACACUGAGCGGGACAUCGAGGCCCAGGCUGCCAAGUUGGCUGAGCUGCAGAAGCAGGUCGAGGAGCUACGCCGCCAGGGUGAGCUGGACCGUCAACUUCCGUCGCGUCCUCCUGCCCCACCUGGUUUCGACCGCGAGAUCGACCCGACGCAGGUCAUUGUGGUCUCGUCCAAGCUCGUCGGCCUGGCUGGCGUCCGUGAGGUGGUCAACUCCUUCAUGGGCGAGCUCAACUUCUCUGAGGACGACACGUACACGAUCAAAGCCCUCACGCCGCUCCCCGCCAAAAAGUUUGCCGUGUGCUUCUCUGGGCCGAUCGGCCUGGCCUCCCGACGCGUGCAAAAGGCCCUCGCUAACCUCAAGUCGGACGGAGCAUGGCGGGUCUUCCAGUGCCCAGCUCAAGGUGCGGACCCAGCCCGUCUUCACUUUGGUCCUGACAAGUCGCCGAAACAGGUUCGUGGUGAGAUGCUCCUUCGCAAGGUCCGUUCUUCCCUCAUGGAGCUCGACAGUCAGAGAAAGUGGUUUGUUGAUCGGGAGCGGAGUGUUCUCAAGUCUGACUACACCGACAUCCUGCGGCUU
This is a messenger RNA of Prorocentrum cordatum, 1338 nucleotides long. The record is from the annotation of a GenBank genome assembly. Lineage: Eukaryota; Dinophyceae; Prorocentrales; Prorocentraceae.